AUGGCUGAAGGCGCCGGAGGAAUUGACCGCAAGGCGGACGAGAGGAUGGAGUUCUCCACCUCUAAAGAAGUCACCGUCCACCCAACUUUCGAAUCCAUGUCUUUGAAGGAGAACCUUCUUCGCGGUAUCUAUGCGUACGGUUACGAAUCUCCGUCGGCUGUUCAAUCCCGAGCCAUCGUGCAAGUAUGCAAAGGACGCGACACCAUCGCGCAAGCACAGUCUGGUACCGGCAAAACGGCGACCUUUUCGAUCAGUAUGCUGCAGGUUAUUGAUACCGCUGUGCGCGAAACCCAGGCCUUAGUGCUUUCGCCCACCAGAGAGCUUGCUACUCAAAUCCAGUCCGUCGUUAUGGCGCUCGGCGACUACAUGAAUGUGCAAUGUCACGCUUGUAUUGGUGGUACCAAUGUUGGUGAAGAUAUCCGCAAGCUUGACUACGGCCAGCACAUCGUUUCCGGUACCCCUGGACGUGUUGCAGACAUGAUUCGAAGACGACACCUGCGCACAAGACACAUCAAGAUGCUGGUGCUGGAUGAAGCUGAUGAACUGCUCAACAAGGGUUUUAGGGAACAAAUUUACGAUGUGUAUCGAUAUUUGCCCCCAGCCACCCAGGUCGUCGUAGUCAGCGCCACCCUGCCGUACGAUGUAUUGGACAUGACCACAAAGUUCAUGACUGAUCCGGUCAGAAUUCUCGUCAAGCGUGAUGAGUUGACCCUCGAAGGUCUGAAACAAUACUUCAUUGCUGUUGAGAAGGAGGAUUGGAAGUUUGAUACCCUGUGCGAUUUGUACGACACCUUGACCAUCACGCAAGCUGUCAUCUUUUGCAACACCCGUCGCAAGGUUGAUUGGCUGACCGACAAGAUGCGCGAGGCCAACUUCACUGUCAGCAGCAUGCACGGCGACAUGCCCCAAAAGGAGCGAGACAGCAUUAUGCAGGAUUUCCGACAGGGCAACAGUCGAGUUCUUAUUUCGACGGAUGUUUGGGCCCGUGGUAUUGAUGUGCAACAAGUCAGUUUGGUUAUCAACUACGACUUACCCAGCAACCGUGAGAACUACAUCCACCGUAUCGGUCGAAGUGGUCGAUUCGGUCGCAAGGGUGUUGCUAUCAACUUUGUCACUACGGAAGAUGUGCGCAUUCUGCGUGAUAUUGAGUUGUACUACUCAACCCAAAUCGAUGAAAUGCCCAUGAACGUCGCAGAUCUUAUCGCUUAA
Pochonia chlamydosporia 170 is the source of this 1209-nucleotide messenger RNA. RefSeq names its product eukaryotic initiation factor 4A. Gene Ontology annotation, cellular component: nucleolus; catalytic step 2 spliceosome. Gene Ontology annotation, molecular function: mRNA binding; RNA helicase activity; ATP binding. NCBI's taxonomy places the organism in Eukaryota, Fungi, Ascomycota, Sordariomycetes, Hypocreales, Clavicipitaceae. The coding region runs from base 1 to 1209 and encodes 402 amino acids. The transcript is spliced from 3 exons. The record is from RefSeq and is a predicted model, not a curated record.